Molecule: messenger RNA, 954 nt
Organism: Penaeus monodon (black tiger shrimp)
Lineage: Eukaryota; Metazoa; Arthropoda; Malacostraca; Decapoda; Penaeidae
Product: vegetative cell wall protein gp1-like
Exons: 2
Coding region: 472-765 (97 amino acids)
Source: RefSeq, a predicted model, not a curated record
CAAUGUGUGUGUGUGUGUGUGUGUUUUUGCGUGUGCGUGCGUGUGUACGUACGUUCAUCGUUACAUACCUGUUUGUAUACAUCUUAGGUGUUCUUACAACACCGAAUAUACACACACAUCAUUAAUAUUGCUACCUAAAUUACCGGAUUCGUAGGUCCUCAAGCACAGUCCCUCUUCCGCCACCGAAGAGGAAACAACAUUCAUUCCGAUACGUGCCCGGAAGAUAAAAAAUAAUAAUAAUAAUAAUAAAAUAAAAUAAAUAAAAAAUAAUAAUAAAAAUGAAAAAAAAAAGUCGGAACUUCAGUGACAUUUCCAAGAUAUGAUAUGACAGUAUUGAAGUUAUUUUCAUGAUGAACACGGUAUAUUUAACGACCAAGUGGAAGUCCUAUUUUUUUUUAAAUAUGAUUCGUGUUAGCGGGGUCCAGCGAGAGUAUAUAAGGCCACGCGGCUACCAAACGGUACCAGUCAACGAUGGUGUCCGCGGUUCUCCUCAGCGCGUUAGUGGCGGUGGCUGCGGCCUUCCCCCAAGCCCACCCUGGUCCAGCCCACCCCGGUCCGGCCCACCCUGGUCCAGCCCACCCCGGUCCGGCCCAUGUUAGUCCUAGCCACCCCAAUCUGGCCGCCCACGUCAGCCCCCUCGCCCCUAACCAGGGCGCCCACGCCUUCCCCGCCCACGUCAGCCCACUGGCUCCUAAUCAGGCUGCCCACCCACUCCCCCCCGGCGUGGAUCCUGCCUGCGCUGGAAAAUACCCAUUCUGUGAUUAAUUGAUUUUUUUAUACCUUUUAAUAUAAAAGACAAAAAGCAUGCAUGGGGAGCGAAAUGUUCUUGCAUUAUGCUCAACAAAAUGGUAAAUGAAGAUGGAAGGUUGGAUGCAGCUCGUCUCUUUGUUAAUUGUCUGUCUCAGGAGAAGACUUCCCUGCCUCUUGUUCGGUGAUGAAAUAAACUUAAAUGUU